CGCCGCCGGUUGCGCACCCUAUCGAUGGAGUCGCGACGAUUCUCCAUGUCAAGGGCGCUCCAUGAUCCAUUCACUCGCAUGAGGCCGGUUUCGGUCUGCGGUCUUGGCCGAGGUGUUACUUGUCGCUCGACGAUUGAUUCCUCUCCACCAUUCAUCUCAAUGACUGUUAACCUAUCUUCAUACCCAGUAUAUAUCGAUAAUCUCAGCUUGUGUACUCUGCUCCUAUUGCGCAACACCGGCACUCAUCUACUUCCCACUCAACUAGUCAAGCUCGCGACGCAGUUCCCCUCCUUCCAUAGAUCUUCCAGUCGACCAGGUUGACACAAGCCGUAGCGAUGGCUGCUGCACCACACCAUCCUUUCGACCCUCUCACGCCCGAUGAGAUAUCGAGAGCCUCGAAGGUCGUUCGCCCGCACUUUGGCGGGCAAGAUCCUAACUUCCGGGUGGUCACACUGCUUGAGCCGGCUAAGAAGCAGAUGAUCCCUUACCUUGAGAAGGAACAGAAGAAGCAACCACUGGGUCAUGUACCAACGCGAUACGCUAGAGUCGAGGUCGCCGUUCCGGGUGCCAAGUCUGGGAAUGAGCUCUUCGAGCUUGUCGUCGAUCUCGACAAGGACAAGGUGGCCCGGAAACAGCACAUGAAGGGGAAGCAUUCGUACAUUGACGCCGACUACAUGAAGGCAGUCGAAAAUGCCUGUCUCGCAAACGAAGAAGUGCAGGCGGAGAUUCGCACCCUUGAACUGCCAGCUAACAGCAUGGUGGUCGUCGAGCCAUGGGCUUACGCCACCGAUGGCAUGAAUGAUAUGACCGAACGAGUAACGAUGUGCUGGUUCUAUCUCCGGUUACUGGAGAGUUCAGAUGCAAAUUACUACGCCUAUCCCUUGGAUGUUUGCGCUGAGGUUUCGGAAGCACUUCAAGUCACAAAAGUCUAUCGUCUACCCACAAAGCCUCAUGAAAGAAUAAACCAUGAAAAGAAGCCUUUUGAUCGUCGGAGGAUUCAUUCCACUGCGGCAAGCGAAUACCAUCCCGAUCUAAGGCCAGCACCCAGAGCGACAACCAAGCCAUACCAAGUCGUCCAGCCUGAAGGCCCUUCUUUCAAGAUCCAGGGCAACCAUCUUAGUUGGGAGAAAUGGACCUUCCGUGUUGGGUUCAAUUAUCGAGAGGGCCUGACCUUGCAUGACGUUCGUUACGAUGGACGAAGCCUGUUCUACCGACUCUCCCUAGGCGAGAUGUUCGUGCCCUACGGUGAUCCGCGCGCUCCGUAUCCUCGAAAGGCCGCGUUUGACCUCGGGAAUGACGGUGCGGGCAUUAACGCCAACAACUUGCAGCUUGGUUGCGACUGCUUGGGAACUAUCAAGUACUUUGAUGCCUACCACAACACCCCCUCGGGUGAGCCAUUGAAGCUGCCCAACGUUGUAUGCUGUCAUGAGCAAGACGAUGGAAUCCUAUGGAAGCACACUAAUUUCCGCACCCAGAACCCUGUCGUUACUCGUUCUCGCAUUCUUGUGCUACAGACAAUAAUCACCGUCAGCAACUACGAGUACAUUUUCGCCUGGCACUUCGGUCAGGAUGCUUCUAUCUCUUACGAGGUCCGCGCCACCGGGAUUCUCUCCACAGUCCCAUCCGACAUUGAUGUUAAGGAGAGGAUUCCCUACGGAACGGUCGUGGCGCCAGGAGUCCUUGCACCUUACCAUCAACAUCUCUUCAGUCUACGAAUCGACCCAGCGAUUGACGGACACGCCAAUUCCCUUGUCGUCGAGGAGUCCAAGCCGCUUCCCAUGGAUGAUCCUCUUGUCCACAAUCCCUUCGGCGUGGGUUACGUCACAGAAAGCCAUAUAGUUGAGGAGGAGGGCGGCUUCGACCUUGACUUCACAAAGAACCGAACCUUCAAGUUCGUCAACGAGAACAAGACGAACCCAAUCACAGGAACCCCAGUCGGGUUCAAGCUUAUGCCCUUCUACAGCCAAAAGCUACUGUCACAUCCCGAGUCAUUCCAUGCCAAACGGUCUGAGUUUGGCGAGCAUGCUGUAUGGGUAACCCGGCACGAAGACCACGACCACUUCCCAGCUGGAAAGUACACCAUGCAGUCUUCUGGUGGCGACGGAUUGGCUUCUGCUAUUGAGAAACGCAGAAAGACGGGCACAGCGCAAUCCAUUCGAAACCAGGAUCUUGUUAUCUGGCACACGUUCGGGUCGACACAUAACCCUCGCAUUGAGGACUGGCCGGUCAUGCCCAAUGAGAAGCUGAUGGUGGGCUUGAAGCCAGUCAAUUUCUUCACAGGAAACCCUGCGUUGGACGUCGCCGUUUCGACGCAAGACAAGAACAAGAGUGUGCUGUACAAUGAAGAGGAGUCAAAGAACUCAUCCUGCUGUUCAUCGAGGCUGUAAAAGUAAAUUAAAAGAGAAGAGUCGUCGAAUGCAGUUGUGGAACUUAUCGACGUCGAGCUUGCGUACUGUUCGUCUUAUCAGAAACCCACUGCAGCUCCCCAGUCCC
Messenger RNA from Emericellopsis atlantica, 2493 nucleotides. Its product is annotated as copper amine oxidase. Gene Ontology annotation, biological process: amine metabolic process. The transcript is spliced from 3 exons. Gene Ontology annotation, molecular function: copper ion binding; quinone binding; primary methylamine oxidase activity. Bases 336 to 2387 code for a protein of 683 amino acids. NCBI's taxonomy places the organism in Eukaryota, Fungi, Ascomycota, Sordariomycetes, Hypocreales, Bionectriaceae. The record is from RefSeq and is a predicted model, not a curated record.